This is a messenger RNA of Harpia harpyja (harpy eagle), 2119 nucleotides long. RefSeq names its product solute carrier family 16 member 5 (gene SLC16A5). Lineage: Eukaryota; Metazoa; Chordata; Aves; Accipitriformes; Accipitridae. Gene Ontology annotation, molecular function: monocarboxylic acid transmembrane transporter activity. The record is from RefSeq and is a predicted model, not a curated record. Gene Ontology annotation, biological process: monocarboxylic acid transport; transmembrane transport. The coding region runs from base 220 to 1692 and encodes 490 amino acids. The transcript has 4 exons.
UUGGCAGGAUCCUGUAGCGAGAAGGAACAGAGGUGCUAGAAGAAAUGCAGAGCAAGAAGUCUAGAGUGUCAGCUGCAAAAGGUGUGGGACGCAGUGGUGCCUCUGAGCCUUGGGAAUACCAUCAGCUCUUCUCUGUAGGUCUGUUCACUGGGCUGAAGGUUGCAUGGUAGCUGCACUCCCUUCCCCAGCAGCCUGGCUUAGGAGGAGAAAGAAGCCAUCAUGUCCCAAGGAGGAGCAGCAGCACGCAUAGCUGCCAAGCCCCAGGACCGGGGAUGGGCAUGGAUGGUUCUGCUCGCCGCAGUGCUGCUGCAGGGGCUGACGCUGGGCUUCCCCUCCUGCAUCGGUAUCUUCUUCACGGACCUCCAGCGUGAGUUCCAGGCCAGCAAUAGCGAGACAUCGUGGUUCCCGUCCAUCAUGGUGGCCGUGCUGCACGGAGGUGGGCCCCUCUGCAGCAUCUUGGUAAAGCGAUUUGGCUGCAGGUUUGCUGUGAUGCUGGGAGGCCUGCUCAGUGGAGUGGGCAUGGUGUCCAGCUCCUUCUGCAAGUCCAUCAGCCAGCUUUACUUAACAGCUGGCCUCAUCACUGGUCUGGGAUCGUGUUUCAGCUUCCAGGCAGGAGUGACUGCGCUGGGCUACUACUUUGUACGGUGGCGAACACUGGCCAAUGCCAUGGCAUCCACUGGCGUCUCUCUCGGUUUCACGCUGUGGCCGCUGCUUUCUCAAUACUUGCUGGAUGAGAUGGGCUGGAGAAACACUUUUCUUAUCUUUGGAGGAAUACUAUUGAACUGUUGUGUUUCUGGAGCCAUCAUGAGACCAGUUCAGCUUGCAUCAGGGUCACUACUACAGUCACCCAAGCCUGGAGAGGGGCCAGAGAGAAGAGCAGAAGAGGCACAGCUCUCCAAUGGAGCAUCUUCUCCCCACCCCGAGCUCCAGCAGCAAACCAGAAGGACUGCAUGCUUCCAGAUGCUGCAGAAGUAUCUGGCUUUUGACAUCUUCUGUCAAAACAAAGGUUACCAGAUUUACACUAUUGGAGUGACCUGGAUGAUGAUGGGGUUUGCAUUACCGCAUGUCUACCUUGUGCCUUAUGCCAUCCAGAAUGGGGUGGAGGAACGCAGGGCAGCCCUUCUCAUCUCUGUUAUCGGGUUCAUCAACAUCUUCAUACGCCCUUUGACAGGGCUGCUCUCAGGACACAGAGUCUUCACAGGGAGACGCAUCUACCUGUUCAGCCUGGCUGUGCUUCUCUGCGGGCUGAGCAAUUUCAUUUGUGUCAUUUCAGCUGAGUUCAGCGUGCUCAUCGUCUACUGCAUCAUCCUCAGUAUAGCCAUGAGUGGCAUCGGGGCACUCACCUUCCAGGUGCUGAUGGAUGUGGUGGAGAUGGACAGGUUCUCAAGUGCUCUAGGGCUCUUCACCAUCCUGGAGAGUAUCACUCUCCUCAUCGGACCCCCUCUCACAGGUCUCCUGGUAGAUGUAACUAGUGAUUUCCACUAUGUCUUCUACAACUCCAGUUUCUUCCUGAUAUCAGCUGCAUUAUUCAUGGGGCUCAGCUUCUGCGCUCUGGAAAAAAAAAACAAAUUGAAAGAGGCUUCAAAAGUACCUUUGGAUAAUCCCUCCAGAUAUCAAUACAAUGAAAUGCCAACUGAACCACAGUCUGAAAGUCAAUCCCCUCCAGCAGUUGUGUACAUCACAAGUAUAUGAAAAGAAAGAAAAGAAGAAGAAAAAAAAAAAAGAUGAACACAAACAAUUAUGUGGCCUGUACAAACCUAAGCAAGGCCCAGCACUGAUGGCAGAUGAGAAAACAAGCAUCUGCUUUCCACAACUGUCGUCAUCCUUCUGCCCUACACUUCCACUCUGUGGGGCUGUGUUAGACUCCAAGUGAGAGAUCUAGACCACAGGCUGAGCCCAGAACCCAGCGGCAGCCAAAGGGCCGAAGGACAAAGAGAACUGUGCUUUCCUAAAGCAAACCAUGGGAUAACAGCCAUGGUAACCAGCGCUGAGAGACAAAAGCUGUGUCAGUUCAAUUGGUUUAAGUCAGUGCCUUUAAGAAGUCACUGGAAUUUCACAUGCACAUUUCAGUUGGUAGCACUGAACAAUAUGUAUUAAUGGCUAUGCACAGUUCUUUCAC